This is a messenger RNA of Lecanosticta acicola, 1339 nucleotides long. The record is from the annotation of a GenBank genome assembly. NCBI's taxonomy places the organism in Eukaryota, Fungi, Ascomycota, Dothideomycetes, Mycosphaerellales, Mycosphaerellaceae.
AUGACGUUUCUCCGUCUCAAGGGUAUUCCGGUCCCGAGGAUUUUUGAUUACUCAUGCUCCUCGGACAAUCCUGCAGGCACAGAGUAUAUAUUCAUGGAAUUUUGCCCUGGAACGGAUCUUGCCAGCAUAUGGGAUGGUCUUGCGGAAGCUGGCCAAACCCAGAUUGUUAGAAGUAUCGUAGAUGUGGAGGCGCGACUGUCCAACAUUCGCUUACCGGCGAGCGGCAGUCUCUACUUUCUUCGAGACGUAUCCGCGAGUGCCACUAGAGUCGCCGUGGAUCCUGAGGACGCCGACCGCCCGAACUCACUGUUCCUCGGCCCCACCACCGAUUUCUCGUUUUGGUUUGGUAGCAGAAGCAGCCUCGACGUCGAUCGGGGACAUUGUGAGUUUGCAGACUGAGGUUCUAAUGCCAUGGAGAAACUGACCAUCCCUAGUCUCCACCCUAGAAGCUGUAAUGAACUCUGGCGCCAUCAAGGAGAUACGAUAUCUACAACAACACGGCCGACCGCUUCUACCGUUCAACCGAUUCCAAAGAGAGACAUUCAACCUCGAGAAACAACUGCCAUCUGUUCAUCUAGAUAGCAUUCAAAAGUACCUGCAGAUUUCCAAGUACCUGGUCCCACGAGCUGAAGGCCUUGAUACGCCAACUUUGAGACAUCCAGACCUUCGACCGGGCAACAUUUUCGUCUCUGAUGAUUUCAACAUCACGGCGCUCAUUGACUGGCAGCAUAGUGUCGUGCAGCCUUUAUUCUUGAGCUGCGGCAUACCGGAAUUCCUGGACCCCCAAUCACGUCCCUCUGACACAUCUGAAACAUCGAGCACUUCUCUACAAGAGAGCGGAGGCGAAGAACUUGAACGUCUUGAUCAUCAGCAUCAAGGGUAUGUUGAAAUGAUAGAGCGUCACGAUCCUUCUCACUUUAAGGCUCUUACUUAUCCCUUCGCGGUUGGUCGGCAGAAGAUCCAUCGAUUGGCGGGCGAGCCAUGGCAAGGCGACAACAUCCCCAUGCGCUCCAGUCUGAUCUUUGUCAAGCAACACUGGAGUCAGAUCUGCUCGGAUCCCGCUGUGCCUUGUCCAAUCUCGUUCACGCAGGAGGAGGAAAUAGACUGCCUCCGCCUUGACGACGCGGAGCAACAAGGUGUAGAGCAAUUGGAAGAGUUCAAGAGAACGAUUGGUCUGGGUCCUGAGGGAUGGGUGUCCCAUGAAAAUUAUGAUGCUGCCAAAGAAGCAAUCGCUCGGAUGAAACAGUUGUCUCUGGACCAGGCAGAAUCUGAAGAGGAGCUGACAGCGAUUCGGGAUCACUGGGUCUUCGAUGAUAUGGAUGAGGACGAAUAUUCUUGA